Halichondria panicea is the source of this 1412-nucleotide messenger RNA. RefSeq lists its product as uncharacterized. Gene Ontology annotation, molecular function: 3'-5'-RNA exonuclease activity. The record is from RefSeq and is a predicted model, not a curated record. The coding region runs from base 128 to 718 and encodes 196 amino acids. The transcript has a single exon. NCBI's taxonomy places the organism in Eukaryota, Metazoa, Porifera, Demospongiae, Suberitida, Halichondriidae.
CUCUGUAUAAUUUCGUACCUAUUUACGAAAGCUAGGAAUCACUAUAAUACCUUUGGCCCACUUCGUUGGAAAUCGCUUCAACAUUCUGUUUUACGACGCAGCUGGAGUAAUUUUCUUACGAAAGCACAUGGAUGACUUCAUUGAGAGUGCUCAUGGAAAGGAAGCUAACCGACUGUUACGAGCUGUGUUAUCUGACCUUAGGAAUCCAAUAUAUAUCAGUGGUUGUAGAGCGCUCGGAUUAAUUGAUAAGAUCGUCACCGGUCCACUUUGGAGAAAGCUACAAGAAUCUUCAAUAUCAGUGCUAAAAAUGGGUGCUGUUUAUUGUGAGCUGAAGGAAAGAUUUGAAUUGUGGAGUAAUGAUGCACAUGAUGUAGUCGAUGGAAGUGCUCGCCUUGCAAAUGCGUGUAAGGUGCAUAUAGAUGAAGUAUGGGAUACUCUGACUCAGUCACAUGGAACAGAAUCUGAUGCCAAGACACAAGAAGUCCUGCAAUUACUUUUUGCCGCUUUUUCGAUAACGACAGGAAGGAUGCUUAUUGACCAUCUCCCUGGAGGAAAGUACCACAGUGACAAUGUUACUGGUACAGGGUUAGUGGAAGAAACCGCCACUGUUCCUACAACGAAUGUUGAUCCAGAAAGAGAUUUCGCUGUGUUGGACAGAAUGUUAUGGGAAAAGCCGAAUGCUUCUACUGUGGCCCUGGAAUCCUUCAUUUUGUAUUAGCAUAAUAGGACAACACAUUGGUUGGAGCAGCAAUCAAGUCACGACAAAGAAAAACUCUUUCAAAUGGCACGUACUCUUGCUCCAUCAAUUAGAGAAAAAUUCAAAUUAAGAACCCUCGAAAUUCUAAAACAACGUGAAGAAUCACUAGCAAAGAAGCAACAAGCAAUUGCAGCUAAACAGGCCCGCAUUAUAAGAGAGAAAGAAAAGCUUACAAAAGAUGUUGAGCAAGUGGGGCUGUGGUUAAAUAGAGGAGAUAUAGGACGAGGCCUUAAAACUGUGAAGAAUAAAACUGAAAAUAACACGGUUGCUAAAGCUACAGAUAAACUUUCGUCAUAAAGUCCUUGGCCAGACACAUUCUGAUAUAUCUGUCUUCAGAUUUUCACAAAGUGGAAGGCAAUUCACUAACGAUGAACUAAAAGAUAAUUUACACCAACUACUUCCUACAGAGAAUGAUGAUAGUUCUCCAACCAAAGCAUCGUUAGAUGACAUAGUUAAACAACCACAGUUACUCAUUGGACUAAGAAUUAAACAUCGAUUCGAGGAAGAUGGACAAAUGAUAUGGUUUUUGGGCACCGUUAAACACUUUUGCGCUCAGAGUAAAAUGUUUACUGUUUUGUACGAUGAUGAACUAGAGACUUGUAACUUUUCACUUCUUGACGAUAUUAUAAGUGGAGAUCUAUUGAUUCUUUGAUAU